AUGAUGUUAAAUUCUCUAUGCACAUUGAACCACACAUUUAUAGAACCAAGAUGUUGCAUCAAUGAACCCGAAAGGAAAUCAAAUGACUCCAAUGGCGUGGCCUUGAAGAAGUUCAAGAAAGACAGUGUUUACAUUGACAAAACCGGCAAAUUAAGGAACUUCAAUCACAAGAAACUUUCAAGGAAAAGCUGUGGUUCUUUGAGAGGAAGAGGAUGGAAAUUUGGUUCUGGAUUUGUUGAUGGGAUUUUCCCAGUUUUGAGUCCAACUGCACUGCAGAUUUUGGAGUAUCUUCAAAAGGAAGCCGAUACCGAGAGAAUAUGGAGUUCAUUGGACAAGCUUCCACCUUCUCUUGAUGCAUGGGAUGAUGUUUUAACCGUGUCCGUUCAACUUCGCAUCAGAAAACAAUGGGACUCAAUCAUUUCGAUAUGUAAAUGGAUAUUGCUAAGAAGCACAUUCAAGCCAGAUGUGAUAUGCUAUAAUUUACUGAUAGAUGCUUUUGGCCAAAAAUUUCUAUACAAAGAGGCAGAAUCCAUAUAUUUGCAGCUUCAUGAGGCUAGAUGCAUUCCUAAUGAAGACACCUAUGCCCUACUCAUAAAGGCCUAUUGUAUGUGUGGGAAGCUUCAGAAUGCUGAAGCAGUUUUCGCAGAAAUGCGAAAUUAUGGUCUUCCUUCGAGUGCUGUUGUGUACAAUGCUUACAUAGAUGGAUUAAUGAAAGGAAGAAACUUCGAGAAAGCGGAGGAGAUUUUUCUUAGAAUGAAGAGAGAUGGUUGCAUGCUAUCGAUCGAAAGCUAUACAAUGUUGAUAAAUUUAUAUGGCAAAGAUGGUAAAUCCUAUAUGGCCUUGAAAGUGUUUGAUGAAAUGCUAAACCAAAAGUGCAAACCUAAUAUUUGCACAUAUACUGCUCUAGUGAACGCGUUUGCGAGAGAGGGAUUAUGUGAGAAAGCAGAAGAGAUAUUUGAGCAGAUGCAAGAAGCUGGAAUUGAGCCUGAUGUAUAUGCUUAUAAUGCACUUAUGGAAGCUUACAGUCGUGCAGGUUUUCCUUAUGGAGCAGCAGAAAUUUUUUCACUGAUGCAGCAUAUGGGAUGUGAACCAGAUAGAGCCUCAUAUAAUAUCUUGGUGGAUGCAUAUGGGAAAGCAGGUUUUCAAGAUGAAGCUGAAGCUGUUUUUGAAGAUAUGAAAAGAGUUGGAAUAACACCAACAAUGAAAUCCCACAUGGUACUUUUAUCUGCAUAUUCCAAAACGGGAAAUGUGAGUAAAUGUGAAGACAUUCUCAACCAAAUGUGUAAAUCAGGUCUAAAACUCGACACUUUUGUUCUCAACAGCAUGCUGAACUUGUAUGGAAGGUAUGGACAAGCAGGAUUUAUUGAGAAAAUGGAAGAACUCUUUCAAUUACUUGUUGCCAAAGGUUUAAAACCUGAUGUGGUUACUUGGACUAGUCGUAUUGGAGCUUACUCCAAAAAAAAGCUUUAUCUAAAGUGCUUAGAAAUAUUUGAAGAAAUGAUUGAUGCUGGUUGUUAUCCAGAUGGAGGAACUGCAAAAGUGCUUCUUGCAGCAUGCUCUAAUGAAGAUCAGAUUGAGCAGGUUACUAAUGUGAUUAGAACAAUGCACAAGGAUAUGAAGACUGUUCUGCCAGUAGCAUAG
Molecule: messenger RNA, 1641 nt
Organism: Vicia faba (fava bean)
Lineage: Eukaryota; Viridiplantae; Streptophyta; Magnoliopsida; Fabales; Fabaceae
Source: the annotation of a GenBank genome assembly